AUGGGCCUGGAUGAGCAGAUCUCCACGGCCAAGGGCCUCAUAGACAGCGAUCCUAAGCAGGCAGAGCAGGAGCUCAGGAAGCUCGUCUUUGAUGUGCCGGGGACGGACGUAGAGACCACCAGGGUCAAAGAGCAGGCGAUAGGGGCUCUGGCAGAGGCGUAUGUGAAGCUGCAGGACGCCCAGAGCCUGGCUGAUCUGCUGUCGCAACUGAGGGAGUUUUUCGGAGCAAUCCCUAAGGCCAAGACAGCCAAGAUCGUGCGAGGAAUCAUCGAUCAGAUAGCCAAGAUCCCCAACUCGACGCAGCUGCAGGUGGUGGUGUGCAAGGAGCAGGUGGAAUGGGCGCGCACGGAGAAGCGCACGUUCCUGCGGCAGCGGAUUGAGCUGCGGCUGGCGGCGCUGUACCUGGAGCUGCAGGACUACCCCACGGCGCUGGGCAUUCUGGGCACCCUGAAUAGCGAGGUGAAGAAGCUGGAUGACAAACUGCUGCUGGUCGACAUCCACCUGCUGGAGAGCAAGGUGCACCACGCCGUGCGCAACCUCCCCAAGUCGCGGGCGGCGCUGACCGCGGCGCGGACAGCAGCCAACGCCAUCUACGUGCCAGUAGCGCUGCAGGCAGAGAUUGACACACAGAGCGGGGUGCUGCACGCAGAGGAGCGGGACUACAAGACGGGAUACUCAUACUUCUUUGAGGCUUUCGAGCAGUUCAGCGCCCUGGGGGAUGACAAGGCCAUGUCGGCGCUCAAGUACAUGCUGCUCUGCAAAAUCAUGCUGAAUGAGUCAGGCGACGUCCCCGCGCUCAUCAGCGCCAAGGCGGGCCUCAAGUACACCGGCCGCCCCGUGGACGCGAUGCGCGCCGUCGCGCAGGCGUACCAGGAGCGCUCGCUGCAGGCCUUCCAGCCCUGUUGA
Messenger RNA from Monoraphidium neglectum, 906 nucleotides. RefSeq names its product 26S proteasome non-ATPase regulatory subunit 11. The transcript has 8 exons. Gene Ontology annotation, cellular component: proteasome regulatory particle, lid subcomplex. Gene Ontology annotation, molecular function: structural molecule activity. Gene Ontology annotation, biological process: ubiquitin-dependent protein catabolic process. Lineage: Eukaryota; Viridiplantae; Chlorophyta; Chlorophyceae; Sphaeropleales; Selenastraceae. Bases 1 to 906 code for a protein of 301 amino acids. The record is from RefSeq and is a predicted model, not a curated record.